Molecule: messenger RNA, 4756 nt
Organism: Lathyrus oleraceus (garden pea)
Lineage: Eukaryota; Viridiplantae; Streptophyta; Magnoliopsida; Fabales; Fabaceae
Product: auxilin-like protein 1
Exons: 7
Coding region: 394-4578 (1394 amino acids)
Biological process (GO): clathrin-dependent endocytosis; clathrin coat disassembly
Cellular component (GO): cytoplasm; vesicle; intracellular membrane-bounded organelle
Molecular function (GO): clathrin binding
Source: RefSeq, a predicted model, not a curated record
AGAAAAUAAAAUAAAUCAACCCUCUUUAUCUUUUUCACUUUUAAAUAUUUUCGAAAAUCACCGACUCUUCCGGUCACCAGUCCUCUUCCCGGUCACCACACCUCUUCAGACCAACCAACGGCUACUAAUUAAGAACCAGAACAGCCGGUAUCCAAUUGCGGGCCAGAACAGCUCACAACUCAACUCGCUUUUUUGUUAAGCGUUUUUUCUGACGGUUAAGACCGCGAUUAUUUUCCCUCUCAUUCCGUUGGAAAAGUCAUUUUCACACUUUUUCUACACUGAAUCACGUUUCGUGCUGCUUCUCUUCAACGUGCCUGACUCUGCAAAAUCACUUCUUAGACUAACAAAGCAAAACAAAACAAAACACCGACGAAGAAGAAUCUCACCGUCACUAUGGAGUUCGGAGCCACCACAGCGACGCUAACAAAGAAAUUAUCUAACGGCCUCGGCGUCAGCGGAAGAUCUGCUUACGAUGGUGUUUUCGCUACUCCUAUCAAGCUAAGAGCUCCAAGCUUCUCUCAAUUUGAUGAUUACAACGAGAUUUUCGGUAGUUCCGGAGCUCCUUCUUCGAUUCCGAUUCUCGAACUACCGGAGCUCAACGAGAGGAGAACAGUGACGGAUGAUGUUAGGCAUUCGAAGCUCGAUUACUCGAAGGUCUUCGGUGGUUUCGAGAAUCUAGACACUGCUGUGCCUUUUGAGGAGCUGGUUGCUAAUCCUAGAGAGAAAGGAAGUUCCGUAAACGGAGUAUCAAAACGGAGCAAAGUUAAAAGUGGAGAACAAUCUUUCAGGGAAGAUCGUACCAGCUCUUCAAAGGAAACUCCGGUGGUAUCACCUUCAUCCCAUGGUGCCAAAAGGAUCAAUAUGUCAUAUCAUAAAGUUAACCAAGGAAAUGAAUGUGGUACAAACGGGACAACACAUAUAGCUCAACUCCAUGCUGUCCCUGCUUACACUUGUUUAAUUGAGGAAGUCGAUUUAGCGAAGAUGAGCAGAGCUAAAAAGUCUAUACCAGUAGCCCAGGAUGCUUAUUCUGAUAGUCAUUGUGAGGAGGGGAUAGGAGAAGGUGAGCGUUGUGCUAAAUCAUUUAUUGAUCCUUCACCUAAUAAUGCCAAGAAACAAUCUUUCGAUAAUGGAGGGAAAGCUGAAAGUAGAUCCGAAUCUGAUGACCUGUUUUAUGAUGCAUGCGAGAUUAGCAAUGGAAGUGAUGAAGUUCAUCAAGUCAAAGUUCCUCCUUCAGAGGCUAUGAAAGGGAAUUUGGAUGAUAAUAAAAGUAAUAAUAUUGAUGCUUCGAGAUCAAUGGCAACUAAUGGCCAAGCGUCUAAAAAUGACAGAUAUGACAGUCCUGCUGGUGCCGAUUCGCCAACACACUUAGAAGACACGGUUGACUCAAAUUCAGAAGCAGCAGCUUCUGUAGCGGCUUUAAGGAAGGCAAUAGAAGAGGCUCAAAUGAAAAUAAAGGUAGCAAAAGAAUCAAUGAGAAGGAAGAAAGAAGGCUUUCCUGAUCGUGUCAAACAGAAGUCUAGUAUUGACUUGAAAGUCAGGGAAAAAAAGGAAGCUAAACUUGCAUACAAAACAACGAAAGUUAAAGAGAUUAAUACAAGGCAAACAAUUGGAGAAAUGGAUGCUUUGCUGCAAGUUACUUCCGAGGUAGGAAAGCUAAUGACGAGAACAGAGAAAGUAAGAUCGGAUAUUGGGGAUAAAGAAGUGUGUGCUGCCAACGAAGCUGUACAAGACGCACAGAAUAAAUUGAAAUUUUCUCAAGCAGAACAUAAGGAAAAGGUUGAACUGAAAGAAGCAGACGCACAGAAUAAAUUGAAAUUUUCUCAAGCAGAACAUAAGGAAAAGGUUGAACUGAAAGAAGCAGACGCACAGAAUAAAUUGAAAUUUUCUCAAGCAGAACAUAAGGAAAAGGUUGAACUGAAAGAAGCAGAUCAUAAAGGAAAAGAUCUUGAGCUUAAAGAGGCAGGAGGUGCUGAGAAAGUCCCGUAUAUUGAAAACACAGGUAGGAAGGUCUCUGAACCAGAAGAAUCUGAUCAUACAGUAGAAAUGGUUAAGCAAUAUUGGGGGCCGGAGAAUGAUGAAGAAAAGGUUCGUGCAAUUAAUAAAGCAGGUUCUCAUGAAGAACCUGUCCAUGAAACUAAACAUAGGUGUCAAGAAGUUGCUGGUGAGAUAAACCUGAUUCAGGAGACACUUGAAAAUGAAAUGAUGGACAAGAGAUUGAAGGUUAAAGAAGUCGAAAAAGAUGAGAGCAAGGUUACACCAUUUAAUGAACCAAAAGACUACGUAAUUAACCUAGGUGGGCAACCGUCAAUGAUAGGAAAUAAAGAAAAUAUUGGCUAUAGGCCAGAAGGUGGUAAAAAGACUAAAGCCAGAAAAUAUUGGUCUAUUGAGCAGGAAGAAUGCCAAAAAAAUUUGAGAGCUAUUCAGGAACUGGGAAAAGCUGAGAAAAAUAUUUCUGAAGAGCAAAAAGAAAGCGAGGACGAUAACGUUGAAGUGGUCAGUGAGCCGGAAAAAUGUGAAUUGGCAGAGUCUCUCGAGCCAAUAGACUUUGAGAGAGCGUGCAGUCUUCAUCAUUCAGAAUUAAUAAGCACGGACAAAGAAAUAUAUAACUCGGGGUGUUUAGAGGACAUAAAGAGAAGGAAUACAUCUGGUUUUCUGGAUAUAAGUCAAGAGGUCAAACAUUCCUAUUGGAGAGAAGUCACUGAUAGUAAGUUUAGCGAUAUCUAUGUACCGGAAGUACCGAGGGAUAUUGUUGAUGAUAUUCAUGAUGGUGAAGAAAUUUAUGAAAGAAAUACUAAGGCUAGUGACUUAGUUGGAAACGUGAGGGUUCAAGAUGCCCAUGCUAGUGAAAAUGAACAUGAGGGAGCCACACGUCCGAUGGAAGAAAAUGAGUGUGAACGGAAAGACAAAAAGGUGCUGGAAGUAAUUAUAGAGACUCUAACUGAUCCGUUUGAUGAAGAGAUAAGAGCAGCGGAAUCCGGCAACACCACAAAACCCAGUUCUAGCUACGAGCCAGAUGAAGCUGAGAAGUUGAGCAAAACACAGGUUUCUAACACAGUCAAUGAAAAUGAUGAAACUCUUGCAGUAACUCCAGAGUUUUAUUCAUGUGACCUGCAGGAUGAUAUGAUAGUAGCAAGUAAUGCUUCAGUACAGCAUCAACCGAAAUAUGAAGAGCAAGAUUCUGUUCAAGAGACUAAUGAUUUCAGCGAGAAACGUGCAAGCCAGACUUCUUCCUUUGAUCAAGUUGCCCCUGUACUCGGUGAAAUAGUGCAUCAAAUGAAAAAUGCAUUUGAAGCAGUUACCAUUGAAGUUGAUUCUACAAAUGUUGGUGAAAUUGACAUGAAGGUUAGUCAAAAUCAAGAUCAGUGUUUGGAAAAGACAGAAUCUGAUUGCGAUUUGACUAUGCUUGUUGAAGAAACAACUCCCGAGUCUAGAGAAAUAUGUAAGAACGUGAAGGAGGUUAGAGUUGUGUCAGAUGAAGAGAUCGACGAGAAUAGAUCCAACUCUUCUAGUGAAGCAUCUCAGAUACCUAGUAUGUCUGAAUGGAAAUCAAGCCCCUUCAAAGAAAAGGAAGUUAAAUCAAUUAACAGCAAAAUAAAGGAGAGUCAUCAAACAUCCAUGACAAUGGAAGUGAAGGAAGUCAAUGAUAAGGCACAGAAGGUAGAGGUGGAUAAGGAACUUCUCAAGAAAAUUGAUGAAGCAAAACAUAGAGAAAGAGAAAAGGAGAAAUUAGCUGUAGAAAGAGCAAUCCGUGAAGCUCGUGAAAGGGCAUUUGCUGAUGCAAAAGAAAGGGCAGCUCUGGAGAGAGUUGCAACUGAAGCACGUCAAAAGAACAUUUUGAAUGGACGAGAAAGGCUAAAAACCACUAGCCAAGCAAAUGAAAAAACACCGGCUGAGAAGGCUGCUAUGGAAGCAAAACUUAAAGCUGAACGUGCCGCUGUGGAGAGAGCAACUGCAGAGGCAAGAGCACGUGCCCUGGAGAGGGCAUUGUCUGAGAAGGCUGCUUCUGAUGCAAGAAAUAAAUCCGACAAGUCUGUUCCAGAGAAGUGUGUUGGUGCUUCCAGAAGUAAUGGAAUGAAGCAAAACUUCCAUUCAAAGUCUUUCAGCUAUGGUGUUCGUGAUUCUCCCGAGGUCUUGGAUGGAGCUAAUGCUGACUCUGCUCAGAGAUGUAAAGCUAGGUCCGAGAGGCAUCAGAGAAUAGGGGAUCGUGUGGCAAAGGCUCUUGCAGAAAAGAGUAUGCGGGAUCGGCUUGUGCAGAAAGAGCAAGACGAGAGAAAUAGGGUAGCUGAAGCUCUGGAUGCCGAUGUUAAAAGGUGGUCAAGUGGGAAAACAGGAAACUUGAGAGCAUUGCUUUCAACAUUACAAUAUAUCCUUGGGCCCGAUAGUGGUUGGCAAUCAAUUCCUUUAACAGAAAUAGUAACCACACCUGCUGUGAAGAAAGCUUAUCGUAAAGCCACUCUUUGUGUGCAUCCAGACAAGCUGCAGCAGCGAGGGGCUACCGUUCAGCAAAAGUACACUUGUGAGAAGGUUUUCGAUCUUCUAAAGGAAGCUUGGAAUAGAUUCAACAUGGAAGAAAGGUGAAGAGUGUGUGUGCAUGGUAAUUGGGCUUCCUGAUGUUCAUGCGCUCGAUGAUGACAUUCUUUCAAGUGAAUAAUUCAAUUAAAAGUAAAGCUCAUAUUUGUAUGUAGUAGGCAAGUUUAGAUGGCCUGCAGGUGAAAACUUUCAAUAUAUAUAAUAGCUCAUAUUGUUCUAUUCUACA